UGUCCCGCGUUAUGCAUGGACUUGAAGGAGCAAAGUCAUUUUCAGCUUUUAAAAAUUAUAGCCCUCUACUAAAACCACCACACUUAACUAAUCAAUCAGUUUCGGCUUUGUAAAAAUUAUGGUGGGUUGCUUUGAUCGCUUGCCCUCUCAUCCAGAAGAAGUCUCAAGCAAUAUGAAGUGGUUGGAGAAGAGGAACACUGGAGUUCCUGGCGUUUCCAGAAUUACAUGUAGCUUGCUUAUGUUUAUGUUGUUAAGGUGCACGGUUGAAGUCCAAGCUGAAUCUUGUAGUCUCCCACUCCCAUACGAAGAAGUGCAAGCUCUACGGGAAAUUGCAGGACAAGUGGGAAAAAAAGACUGGAAUUUCAGUGUAGAUCCUUGCAGCAAUCACUUAAGCUGGCAGACACCAAAAUCUAACCUCAUGCCAUCGUACAACAAUAGUCUCAUAUGCAAUUCCACUGGCCUAGAUGGUGUAUGCCAUGUUGUGAAACUAUUUCUCAAGGGGCAAGAUCUUCAGGGUGUGCUUCCAGCAUCAAUUGUGAAGUUGCCUUUCCUUCAGACACUUGAUCUGACGCGUAAUUACCUCAGUGGGAAUAUACCACCAGAAUGGGCUUCCACAAAGCUGGAAUAUCUGUCCAUCACAGUGAACCGCUUAACAGGACGCAUUCCAAGUUACUUGGGAAACAUCACCUCUCUCGUAUACUUGAGCUUAGAGAACAACCUUUUUUAUGGAACUGUUCCUCCAGAGCUUGGAAAUUUGGUUAAUUUGGUGAAUCUCAUUCUUAAUGCCAACAAUCUCAGUGGAGAGUUACCUCGGGCACUCACUAAAAUCAGCAAAUUAACUGAACUUAGGAUCAGCAGUAACAAUUUCAGUGGAAAAAUACCCAGUUUUAUUCAGAGUUGGAAACGACUUGAAAUGCUAGCAAUCCAAGGCAGUGGUCUUGAAGGGCCCAUUCCAUCUAGCAUUUCUGUCUUGACUAAUUUAACUCAACUGAGGAUUAGUGACUUAGGUGGGGGAGGUUCUAAGUUUCCAGACUUAAGAAACAUGACAAACCUGAAGUAUUUGUUAUUGAGCAACUGCAAUAUAUCUGGAAAUUUCCCCGAGUACAUAAAACAUAUGAAAAAUCUGAAAGACUUGGAUCUCAGUUUCAACAGAUUGACUGGAAAUCUCUCAACAGACUUUCAAGGUUUAGAAAGCUUGGAGAGCAUGUAUCUGACGAGCAACUUUCUAACUGGACCAAUCCCCAAGUGGAUCCUCGAGAGAAAUCAUAGAUAUGCAAUAGAUUUCUCCUACAAUAAUUUUUCUGAAACUUCUGUCCCAUCUACAUGUCCAGCCACAGUGAAUUUGUUCAAAAGCUCUUCCAGAGGGAAAAAAUUAAUGGCUGAAGAGUGCCUGACCAACUUUCCUUGUUCAAAAGAGCAUUAUUCAUUGCACAUAAACUGUGGUGGAGGAGCAACUACCAUUGGAGACAUCAGCUAUGAUGGAGAUGAAGAACCCGGAGAGGCAGCAAGAUAUGCUCCCACAAAAGAAAAUUGGGGAGUUAGCACCACAGGACAUUUUUGGGAUGUGCAAAAUGCUUCCUUACUUGCAUACACAGCAGAAAAUAUAUCCACAUUAAGAAUGCCAAACUCUGAAAUAUACAGAAAAGCACGUCUAUCUCCCCUCUCUCUCACAUAUUAUGCACGCUGUUUAACUAAUGGGAAUUACAAUGUGAAGCUUCACUUUGCUGAGAUAGUAAUCAGAGAUAAUAGAUCCUUCCACAGUCUGGGAAGACGGAUAUUUGAUGUUUAUAUUCAGGAUGAGCUCGUGUUGAAGGAUUUUGAAAUAAAAAAGGAAGCACAUGGGGUAGACAAAGAAGUAAUUAAACCAUUUAAAGCAGUCGUUAAAGAUGGAACUUUAGACAUUCGCUUUCAUUGGGCUGGUAAAGGAACAACAACAGCUCCAGUUAAAGGAGUAUACGGUCCUCUCAUAUCUGCCAUUGAUGUGGUAUCAGAAUCCAAGCCUCCUAAUGAGAGAAAGAAGAAGCUCAUUGUGGCUGGUGCAGUAGUUCUGCCAUUGCUCCUCAUUUUCAUUGUAGUGGCCAUUCUUUGGUGGAAAGGUUGUAUAGGAGGCAGGAUACUAAGGGAAAAAGAUCUUAGAGGGUUGGAUCUGCGAACUGGCUCUUUCACUUUGAGACAACUAAGAGCUGCUACUAAAAAUUUUAGUUCUGAAAACAAGAUUGGAGAAGGUGGUUUUGGAUCUGUGUACAAGGGUGAAUUAUUGGAUGGUACCUUCAUAGCUGUGAAGCAGCUAUCUUCCAAAUCCAGGCAAGGAAACCGUGAAUUUGUGACUGAAAUAGGCAUGAUAUCUGGUUUACAGCACCCAAAUCUUGUAAAGCUUUAUGGAUGUUGUAUUGAAGGAAAUCAGUUACUGCUGGUUUAUGAGUAUUUGGAAAACAAUAACCUUGCACGUGCUCUCUUUGGUUCAGAAACAAGUGUUCUAACAUUGGAUUGGGCAACAAGACAAAAGAUUUGUGUUGGAAUAGCCAGAGGUUUAGCAUUUCUCCAUGAAGAAUCAACACUCAGGAUCGUCCACAGAGACAUCAAAGCAACAAAUGUUCUGCUUGACAGGGACCUAAAUGCCAAGAUAUCAGAUUUUGGGCUGGCUAAGCUCUGUGAGGAGGAAAAUACUCACAUUAGCACCAGAAUUGCAGGAACUGUAGGAUAUAUGGCUCCAGAAUAUGCAUUAUGGGGAUACCUAACAGAGAAAGCAGAUGUUUACAGUUUUGGUGUUGUUGCUCUGGAAAUAGUCAGUGGAAGGAAUAAUGCCAAUUACAGACCAGAAAAUGAAGCUGUUUGUCUUCUUGAUUGGGCCUUUAUUUUACAACAGAAAGGAAACUUAAUGGAGAUAGUGGACCCAAGGUUGAAGUCUGAAUUCAAUGUAGAAGAGGCUGAAAGAAUGAUUAAAGUGGCUCUUUUAUGCGCCAAUGCAUCACCAACACUAAGGCCUAUAAUGUCAGUUGCUCUGAGUAUGCUUGAAGGGAAAACAACUAUUGAUGAGGAAGUGACGUCAGAUCCUGGCAUUUAUGCUGAAGACAUGAGAUUUAAACCCUUGAAGAGCCAUUACCAGCAGAUGCAACGCCUGAGUUCAAGUAGAAGCCAAGAACCAAUUUUUUCAUCAGAUAACACAUGGGCUGGAUCUUCAACUACUGCAUCUGGUUAUGAUCUCUACCCGAUCGAUCAUGAUUCCAUGAAUUUAAACGUCAGUGAAACUUCGUCUCUUACACGCUAGUGUUGCUUCUAACAAGCAAGGUAAUUGCAAAACUUUAUAAUAAUAUUGUAGUGUCUGUAAUAACCGAAAUUCCAUUAUGUUUCAACUCUGAUCGGUAACAUAUACAGGGACUCUGCAAACACAAAUGUCUUCUUAUCAAAUUCCAUUAGAAUUUUACAGCAAAAGUAUUUAUUAAAUGGCAUGGAUGAAGUGGAAAUUUAUUUAUUUUUCUAUUC
Molecule: messenger RNA, 3483 nt
Organism: Manihot esculenta (cassava)
Lineage: Eukaryota; Viridiplantae; Streptophyta; Magnoliopsida; Malpighiales; Euphorbiaceae
Product: probable leucine-rich repeat receptor-like serine/threonine-protein kinase At3g14840
Exons: 25
Coding region: 119-3268 (1049 amino acids)
Biological process (GO): protein phosphorylation
Molecular function (GO): protein binding; ATP binding; protein kinase activity
Source: RefSeq, a predicted model, not a curated record